UUUGUAUUGAGUAAAGUGUUCCUUAUCAGGUUUCGAUGACCUUUGUUUGUAUGCUCUAGUUAAGAUAUAAAUGCUUUCACAAAUUACUGUCAGAUUUAUGAAAUUGUAAUGUCUAUGCGUUUGUUAUUUGUCGUUUUGUAUACUUUCGUUCUUUGGAAAGUGGUCCAUCUUGAAAAUGCAAGUGAAGUUUAUUUCGAACCAAAGUCAGUUCAUCUUCAGUCAGGUGGAUUUAGAAAAGUAUACAUAGGAUUAAAGGGUACAGCAGAACAUGAUAUUUUUCUUGAGUUUCAAUAUUGGGACCGAAAUGGUUCUGUAAUUUCACUAAAAGAACCAAAUCAUUCUGUUAUCCGGCCCGUUAAUAACGUAACCAUAAGAAAGAUGCAAUCGGAACCUUCGAAUUUCACCGUUUUUGCGAAUACACCUGGUUAUAUAUACUUGGGAAUAAAGCCUGCUCCAAACGUAAACAUUGUGAACGCAGGUAAACCUAUCUUUUCUGUAACUGUGGUGCAUUUUCAUUGGUUAAAUACAUUUCAAAUUGUGAUUGGCUGGAUUUAUUUUGCCGCUUGGACAGUUUCAUUCUACCCUCAGUUCUUUUUGAACUGUAGACGAAAGAGUGUGGUUGGAUUCAAUUUCGACUUUGCUGUGUUGAAUGUGAUCGGAUUUUUAUUCUAUAGUAUCUACAAUAUUGGUUUAUACUGGAUCCCACUUGUUCAGGAUCAAUAUUUGCAACGAAAUCCUUUGGGAUCAGUACCAGUACUAGAGAAUGAUUUGGCAUUUGCAUUUCAUGCAUUUCUAAUUUCUUUAUUAACAGCUUUACAAAUAUUAUGUUAUGAGCGUGGUGGUCAACGUGUAUCAAAGACAUGUAUAGGAAUAAUAAUAUUAAUCAUUAUCUAUACGAUAAUUGUUUGUAUAUUAGGCGGAGUUCAUUACGUGGAAUGGCUAGAUACGUUCUACUUAUUAUCUUAUGUUAAACUGUUUAUCUCAUUCAUUAAAUAUGCACCUCAGGUAAGUAAACAUGUGAUGUAAUUAAAUAAACGGAAUAUUCAUUUUAUAAUUUUAUUGAUGAAAGUUUUCUCAGUUCAUUUAAAGUUAUUUCUAUCAGUAGUCAUUCAGUUUUUUAGUCAUAAAUAUGAUGUCUUAUUUUGUUAUUUAAAUAUAAUCCUAUUGUUCAAUCGUAGAAGUAAUAUUCCUUUCUUCAAUUUGUAUGGAAUUGAUAAUUAUGAGCACCAACUGUGAGUUACUUUCCUACUUACUGACACCUAUUACUCCUCGUGAAACAUAGGCUACCGAUUAAGAUUCCCCAACCAAUUCUACCCAGGACCCUGCUUUUAAGUCGAUGCCAAGUGCUAGUCAUUCUUUUGAUGAUCUCUCGAAUGUGUAUCCAUUCCACAUUCUGUGACUCUCUUUGAUUUCCUCUUCAAUUGGAAUCUGAUUUGUCAUCUGCCACCGUAGGUUGUUACAGAUGGUAUCUGGCCAAUUGGUAUUAAAUAUUUUGCGUAGAAAACUGUUUACAAAUAAUUAUACCUUUUUGAUGAUAAUUGUAGUAAUUUUCAAAGUUUCAUUUGUGUAUGACAAAACCGUCUUUAGUUCCGUAAUAAAAAUUCUAACUUUGGUGUUGUCUAACAAAUGUUUUGAGAUGCAAAUGUUCUUCAACUUUAGGAAUUUUUAACUCCUGUUUUUCCAAAGGCAGCAUAAAAUAAAAAAAGGAACAGAACAGUUGUUAGCAUGUUUCCUCUUUUUGUCUAUCACUUGCAAUAAAUAAGAGACGAACACAUUGGAAUUCAUGUAUCUCACAUAUGAUGGCUUCAGAAAAAAAAUAGACUUGUAGCAGUUAAAUUGUAGACUACCUGGUUGGGAUCCGCGAGACGAUAGUAACCAAUGGCUAGAGACCUGGAAUGAAAUGACUCAAAAUCGUUUGCAAUGGCGCAGGUGCAUCCACUCUUUGUGUUCUCCCGAAUUCUAAUCUUCUGUAUUCUUCAUGUCCUUUUUUUUCUCUUUCCAAAUUUAUUUCAUUGUAUUAUACUCUUUAAGUAACAUCUCCAAACACUAAUCUUCCCGAUUACUGCUUGCACUCUUAUUACCUCUACCACUACGGGAUUUGAAUCGACCACUGCAUCUCUGUGCUAAUGUGGUAUGGUAACUCAAAUUGAUGAACAUACGUGUGAAGUUCUACAUUGUUACUGACUGACUAAACGGUUUGUAAACUUUCUUGACUGAAGUUAAGUGUCGGAUACUAACUAUGAAACACAUUGUGAAAAUGUAUUUUUUUAAAUAAAUAAAAUUUGGAAAUAUGUUAUUACAGUGAUUUAUUGAUAUAUUGCACAAUGAGUACUGAGAAUUGCUUACCUUAACAAAAUUUGUAAGGCUUUUCACCUAUAAUACAUUAUCAAUCUUUAGUUGUUUUGUAGAGAGACUUGUAAAAAUUAGUUCAAGUUUGAUUUCUUUACUUGUAUAGUAUACUGUAACAUAUAAAUUUAAACUUCAAGACCUUGCAAUGUAUCCAAUCAAUGGUGGCGAGGUUUUAACUUAGAAACAAAUCAAUGAGAUUUACGACAAAAUGUCUUGGUGUUUGAUACAAAAUUCACAACUUUCAUAUAGUUAAAUACUAUUUUGCCAUUGUAGUUAAUACCAAUUCUCAUUCCUAAUUUUGAUAUUCCACUCUAAACAUUAAAUCUUGAUCUAUCACAUUAAUUUACAAUAUUCUUUUGCCACUAGUUAGUAGGUGAAUAUUUUUUAAAGGUCAUUUUAACACUACUCAUAGAUUGUCUAUUUUAACAAGUUACAUUAUGUACAAUGUUUUUGAUAGCUUAUUACCUACAAUUACUAUAUAAGAGACCAUUCUAUUAACAUAAACUAUUUAAUUGAUAUGAUUCCGAAAAUUUUGUUUUCUAUAUUUCAUUAUCAAAGUACAAGUACAGUUUGGCUGAUCACCAAAGUU
This is a messenger RNA of Schistosoma bovis, 2938 nucleotides long. Lineage: Eukaryota; Metazoa; Platyhelminthes; Trematoda; Strigeidida; Schistosomatidae. The record is from the annotation of a GenBank genome assembly.